Messenger RNA from Melampsora larici-populina 98AG31, 2493 nucleotides. RefSeq lists its product as uncharacterized. The transcript is spliced from 6 exons. Bases 1 to 2493 code for a protein of 830 amino acids. The record is from RefSeq and is a predicted model, not a curated record. Lineage: Eukaryota; Fungi; Basidiomycota; Pucciniomycetes; Pucciniales; Melampsoraceae.
AUGGCACUGAGUUGCGAAUUCGAUAGCUUGCCAUAUGCAUUGGUGUUGCAACAUUUGCGUCAUCGCGCAUGGUUUCUAAGAAACUCCAGGUGGUGGCCAACCGAAGGAACUUACCACAAUCCAAUCCUCGAGCACGAGGAAUUCGCCCCUCGUGGAUCAGAAAUGAAAAAAAAAGAAUCAAACGACAGAGGAUGCUCGCACGAUUUCGCCGGUCGACAUAGUUUCUUUGAGCUAUCCAAAGCUGAUCGGCUUGUCAAAAGUGGUACCCACGCCCAUCUACUCAAUGGCUCUACUCAUGGGAAGGUAUUCCCUUCGGCGAUGAGCGUCCUGACCUUCGACGCAUUGUCAGGGGCUACACCAAAUACCACACCAGUCAUUGGCGGCGCACCAAGGCCUGGCGCAACUUGGCCUUUCGAUCUAUCACAACCUUUUCGCAGCUUGCAAAAUCUCCCAGGAAGCUUGCAAUCCGCACUGCAAGGAACCGCAGACGGAACCCCUUUAACUGUUCAUCACAACGCCGCACAUCCAUCUUCGUCACCUCCAUACCCUGUGGGUUCAGAUACCCGCUCAGAAGUCGGAGGAAACUACCAAAAGAUCAACCCGAUCCAGCCGCCUGAUCCUCAGUUUAUCGAAAGACUUCAUCAAGGUACAAAGGCAGAGCCACAACCCGAGCAAGUACAUAGGUUGCACAUUAAUACAUCUAGUUCUAUUUCGCCUUCAAACCCAAACGGCAACCCAACCCGUCAGCUGGUCGACGUUUCACCCUCAUCUAUACCCCCAAAACAGGACCAGAAGCAGUCAAGUUCAGGCAACACUCGCUCUGAGGUACCACCAAAUGACCCGCGUCCAUUGCAGCUCGAAAACGUCAGUCCCCCUCCGAAUAAGAGCCAGAUGGCGACUAUACCCGACAUCACAAAGCUAUUGCCGUCAGGAAACCCCAAGGAGCUGGUGAUACCCUCAGCACUGAACCAGGCGUUGGGGCCCUUAGCAUCCGCUAGCUCAGACCCACAAACAAUUCCAUUUUCCAUGCUUCCCGCUUCAAAAACUCAGCUCGUCAAUCCUACCGAUACACCUUCCCGGGCCCUCGUGGAAACUGGAAAGUUGGACGGAGGUGGCAAGACAAUCAACAACAAGCCAGAUUCUCUAGCACAAAAAAGCGUCGAUGGAGUUAUUGCCCUCAAACCACUAGGAACUCCGACUGGAGUAGCGGGAGAUGGAGCGAGAGGUUCUUCAGGUAUAAAUUUCAAUAAGGUCUUCCAGAAUUCCGGGGUAGUGGCAGAUGGGAUCAAAGGAGACCCGAGUACAAGCCUCAGCCAGAGUUCUGCAAAAUCCAAUGCAACCAAGAAUUCCACCGCUCCUGGAGUACAAAAUAUCAAGGGUGUCCCCAAAAAUACUACCAAUAAAGAUAUUCCAAAGUCAUCAAACAUAUUCACUACAUCUCAAUCCAAUAGCGCAACGCCUGCUCGUAUUCUAGGGAUUGACAAAAAGCUCUUCUUAUUUGGGUCUGGUAUCAUUGGCGCCUGUCUCCUGGCGGCCUUGAUAGGCUUUCUGGUACAAUGCUCAAAGGGUACUAAAAGAAGGAAAGAAGAUAAAGCGUUGGAAGAUGAAACGUCUGAUUUUCUUCAAGGUAAUCCUGCUCUUUGGAAUGAAUCAAAAUUAUCAACUACAGUUCCAGUCUUCAAGCCCGUAGGUUCAUCGAAUGCACGACGAUCUGAACAUGUCUACGACCACCACUCUGCAUAUGGGCAAGAGAGGAAGCAGGGCUAUACACCCGAAGUCGAUCUUUACGAGCAUAAUGGGCCAAUCUCACAGUCCUACGGUCCUAGAUCAUUCCCAGUGACUGUAUACGAUGAGGCUGCAUCAGAGUUCUACUAUCCACCUCAGAAGGGAUACCUUGACCUCGGCAAUUCCCAAGAUUCCGGGUCGAUUAAUAUCAAGUAUCGUGAAGACACUCCAUCUCCGAAUCGCUGGGAUAGGCACCGCACAUCUGUAUAUCACGCUGGUCCAUCGGUAGGAAUGGGAAGUCGACAGGCUCCAAUCAGUCCAGGGUAUGGAACACCCACUGAUUUCUAUGAGUCUAGCAUAUCAAAUGCAAGCAGAGCUCGUGGACGACCUGAUGGUUACCGUAUGGACAAACGACCCAUGGAUAAUUGUCAUUUGCCUGAUCAUAGAAGGUUUGAAGACUCACAGUCCUAUACUGGGUCAUCUCAUUUGUAUUCUCCGACGGCUUAUGAUCAGCCAAGGAUAAAUCUCCGACCUCCCGCUCCAGCUGUACGACAUCAUGAUAUUUUUCCUGCAGGUGGGAACAAGUCAGUCAGUCGGAGACCAAGAGAAAGAGGAGACGAACGAGAAUACUAUGACGGUCGUGCCGACUCUUUUUAUAUGUCAGCACAGGCUCAAGGCAAUCAAGAUUCAAGGCCAAGAUUAAAUCAGACACGACUCCAUGAUGCUGUAGAGGACUUUCAUCGAAAUUUGGUUAAACCCAAAUAUUAA